UUACCGAGCCCAGCUCGGAGCAGCCCCGGUUACCGAACUCACCGCGGGUUGAGCUGGGGACAAGGGAGAGGUGGGCAUAGCUCAGGUAAGGCCUGCAGGGCUCAGCUGCCCCAGGGAUCGCUUCUCUAUCAUCUCAGAUACUUUUAUCUCUGAGUUUAUUACAGAAUAGGCUGAGCUGGAAGGAGAAUAAUCGAGUUAAACUCUGAAGUGAAUGGCCCGCCUUGGUGCUCUAGCACGGUGCUCUAACCAACUGCAGCACAUUGAAAACACACCCAGCGUUUUCCUCAUGCUUUUCCUGUAUCUGUUACUCCAAACCACAAGCUGUAACCCUUUCCAGACCGAGCCCACUUGUAUUGCUAUGCAGAUCUCUUCUGGUUGCUAGGCUGCCAAAAUGAUACAAUAACACUUGGUUUUGUUUUCCAGCAGGUCAUGGCGGUUGCUCCAGAUCUUCACCGGCAUUAUAUGGAGGCCUGUCAAAAUUUGAGCCAGCCUGAAAACCCCUUCAUUGCUCGUGUGCUUCAAGAAGCUGAUAAAAACGAUGAAAUAAGUACAAAAGGAAUCACAUUAAAAUUAGCUGGAAAUAAUCAUCUGGUGCCUGUGCCAAGAGUUACAGAUAAUGAUCUUGCAGUUCUUGUCUCUGUCCUAGGCCAAGCUCCCUUUGUCACAGGUUUGGAUCUUGCCUAUAAUUUAUUGACUGAUGUUGGAGCAGAGAUCAUGGCAUUAUUCCUCCAGGAAAACUCCACUCUGCAGUAUCUGAACCUGAUGUUCAAUGACAUUGGCACAAGUGGGGCAGAGCUGAUAGCAGGAGCACUCCGUAACAAUCAAAGUCUUGUGCACCUGAGAAUGACUGGAAACAAAAUAGGAAACCAAGGUGGGAUGUUUUUUGUUUCAAUGCUAGAAACUAACUCAACCUUAAAGAAGUUGGAUCUUGGAGACUGUGAUGUGGGCCUGCGGUGUCUGAUAGCAACAGCCAUAGCCCUGACUCAGAACAAAUCACUCAAAGCCAUAAACCUCAAUCGUCCUUUGCUAUCCACCCAACAGGAAGAGACCACAGUUCAUAUAGCUCUGAUGCUGAGGAGUAAUUCUUCUCUUGUGGAACUACAUUUGGGCAAGCAUGAAAUGAAAAACUUUGGUGUAGAGCGACUGUGUGAUGCCCUGUAUGAAAACUCCACCCUGAGAUACCUUGACCUUAGCUGUAAUAACAUCAUCUGUGAUGGUGCUAAAUUUUUGGGAGAGCUACUAAAAAAGAACCAUACCCUGGAGAUCCUGGAUCUUGAUGCAAACCGAAUAGAGGAUGCUGGAAUCAUUUACCUGAGUGAGACCUUGGCCACGCGGAACAGGACUCUGAAGGCGUUGUCUGUUGUAAGCAACAAUAUAACUGGCAGAGGACUUGUAGCUCUUGCACAGGCAAUGCAUUCCAACAUGACACUUUCCCAUAUUUACAUCUGGGGGAACAAAAUUGACAGAAGCACCUGUGCAGCAUUCGCGGAGCUGAUGGCGGUGGAGCGCCUGCACCCGGACUGCACGGACGUGGCUCCCUACAAGGUGGACGGGGAGAUUUUCCUGGCAGAGCUGUCCCACGGGCUGGCCAAGCACCGCUACUGGAGCCCGCGCUGCGCCGCCGUGGCCCCCGGCGCUGCCAACGCCAGCCUGGAAAUCGUCCCUGUCUCGGAGUAUUUGUGAGGAUCCUGCACCCCGGGCACCCCCGGAACCCGCCCCGAGCCUGAGCUUUCCCUACCUGGUUUCUAGUAAAAUAGGUUGUUAUAUCAGUAUCACACUUGCUGCACGUUGUUUCUUCGCGGGUUGAGUCUUGGAGGAAUCUACACCGGCUUGAAAUGGCAACAAAGAGAAAGUAUCCAAGAAAUGACCUCAAAGUUUGUUACUAAGUCAUGCUCAAUCUAUUAAACGUCUGUAACUAUGAAAAGGUUUGUACCCAGGCAGAGCAGACUGACAAAAGCAACACCCAGGACUGCUGCUGGGCAGCAGAUCAGGUAUCCUGCAGAGUCAGAUUCCUGCUGAAGCUGAGAGCUUUGGGUAAAUCCAUUUGUUAGCACUGUUCUCCAUGAACUCUUCCUAAGCAAUUGCAUCCUUUUGGUCUUCCAAUAGUGACUUUUUUU
Messenger RNA from Melospiza melodia melodia, 2117 nucleotides. It is a transcript of the gene LRRC34, whose product is annotated as leucine rich repeat containing 34. The record is from RefSeq and is a predicted model, not a curated record. The coding region runs from base 430 to 1683 and encodes 417 amino acids. The transcript has 10 exons. Gene Ontology annotation, molecular function: protein binding. NCBI's taxonomy places the organism in Eukaryota, Metazoa, Chordata, Aves, Passeriformes, Passerellidae.